Williopsis jadinii is the source of this 357-nucleotide messenger RNA. Its product is annotated as 40S ribosomal protein eS26. The transcript has a single exon. Gene Ontology annotation, cellular component: ribosome; cytosolic small ribosomal subunit. The record is from RefSeq and is a predicted model, not a curated record. Lineage: Eukaryota; Fungi; Ascomycota; Saccharomycetes; Phaffomycetales; Wickerhamomycetaceae. Gene Ontology annotation, biological process: translation. Gene Ontology annotation, molecular function: structural constituent of ribosome; mRNA binding. Bases 1 to 357 code for a protein of 118 amino acids.
AUGCCAAAAAAGAGAGCUUCCAACGGUAGAAACAAAAAGGGUAGAGGUCACGUCAAGCCAGUUAGAUGUGUCAACUGUGCUAAGUGUGUUCCAAAGGACAAGGCCAUCAAGAGAGUCACCGUCAGAAACAUCGUCGAGGCUGCUGCUGUUAGAGAUUUGAGUGAGGCUUCCGUCUACUCCGAGUACGCUCUUCCAAAGUUGUACAACAAGUUGCACUACUGUGUCUCUUGUGCCAUCCACGCCAGAAUCGUCAGAGUCAGAUCUAGAGAGGCUAGAAGAAUCAGAACUCCUCCACAGAGACCAAGAUUCGGUGGUGCUAGAUCUAACCCAAACGACAUUGCUAAGAAGGCUUUGUAA